AUGGGAUGCGGCGCCCGUGCCAGGCCCACGAAUCAGAGCGCUUUGAAGCCCUGUGAGGCUGACAGCUCGGCGAAUUGCAGACAGAUCUCCGCCAGCCUGUCACAGUCAUCCUGCGUGGCAAUCCUGUCAUGUCCGGCGCCCGCGUCAGCGGGUGGAUCAGAUCGGAUCUUGGAGGUUCGAUUGAGCUGGUUUAGUAUGGGAUCCACGCUGAUGUUCCACAGUUUGGGCAUUCUGCUCUGUUGCUCGGUCUUGAGCAGCGUCUACGGUCUGGUAGAUGCUGAUGACGUUUUGACCAAAGAGGAGCAGAUCUAUCUUUUGUUCAAUGCCAAACGCAAGUGUGAGAGAGUUAUCAAGUCCAGGCACAAAGUGUCAGAUGGUUUCUGUUUUCCGGAGUGGGACGGCAUUGUUUGCUGGCCUGAAGGCGCCCCAGGGAAGUUGGUGUCCACUCCUUGCCCCGAGUACAUCUACGACUUCAACCAUAAAGGUUAUGCAUAUCGGCGCUGUGACAUGAAUGGUACGUGGGAACUGGCCACCAGCAAUAACAAAACCUGGGCCAAUUACAGUGAAUGUGCCAAAUUCCUCACACAUUACAACCAGAACCACGAGAAGGAAGUCUUCGACCGUCUGUAUCUCAUUUACACCGUUGGUUAUUCUGUCUCCUUGGGAUCGCUUAUGGUGGCCGUUGUCAUCUUGGGAUAUUUCCGGCGGCUUCACUGUACCAGGAACUACAUCCACAUGCACCUGUUCGUGUCCUUCAUGCUGCGCGCCAUUAGCAUCUUCGUGAAGGACGUGGUUCUGUACUCAGGCUCCGCCUUGGAGGAGAUGGAGAGGGUCAGCGUGGAGGAUCUGAAGUCCAUCACCGAGGCCCCGCCGGCCGACAAGGCGCAGUUUAUUGGCUGCAAAGUCGCCGUGACCCUGUUCCUGUACUUCCUGGCCACUAAUUACUACUGGAUUCUGGUGGAGGGCCUUUACCUUCACAGCCUCAUCUUCAUGACCUUCUUCUCCGACAGAAAGUAUCUGUGGGGAUUCACGCUCAUCGGAUGGGGGGUUCCAGCCGUGUUCGUGACCGUGUGGGCGACCGUCAGGGCCAUUCUGGCAGACACAGAAUGCUGGGAUCUGAGUGCAGGCAACCUCAAAUGGAUCAUCCAAGUGCCAAUUCUGGCAGCUAUAGUGGUAAAUUUUAUAUUGUUCUUGAAUAUAAUAAGAGUUCUGGCAACAAAAUUAAGAGAGACAAAUGCAGGCAGAUGUGAUACCAGACAACAGUACAGGAAGCUGUUGAAGUCCACGCUGGUCCUCAUGCCCCUGUUUGGUGUUCAUUACAUCGUCUUCAUGGCCAUGCCCUACACAGAGGUCUCAGGGGUCCCGUGGCAGAUACAGAUGCACUACGAGAUGCUCUUCAACUCAUUCCAGGGAUUCUUUGUGGCGAUAAUUUAUUGCUUCUGCAAUGGUGAGGUGCAGGCAGAAAUUAAAAAAUCGUGGAGCAGGAGGACGCUGGCUUUGGACUUUAAGAGAAAAGCCAGGAGCGGCAGUAACACGUACAGCUAUGGACCCAUGGUGUCGCACACCAGCGUGACCAAUGUGACAGCGAGGGGUCCCUUGGCCCUCCAUCUCACAACCCGACUGGGCCCCGUUUCCAUAAACGGGCACCGUAACCUCCCAGGUUACGUCAAAAAUGGCUCUGUGUCGGAGAACUCCAUCCCUUCCUCAGGACAGGAGGUGCACGUCCCGGAGGAGGACCCCCCGAAUGGGGCCGGACCCUCUGAGGAGGACAAACCAGCACCAUUGGUGGAGGAGGAGAGGGAGACGGUCAUGUGACUUCUUGUGCCACGACAAGGAACGUCACUGACUGUUGAACUGCUGAAAAUAAGAUGAAGGAGAAAUUUUUUUUUUCCUCUCAGGAUUGUCAUGUGAGGAUGCAUGGGACAAAGUGGUCAUUUUCAAUCCUGUGAUUUUGAAUCAGGAUAUCGCAGAUCAGAGAGGCAGUAAGCACUCUGCUAAAGGGAACCUCUUUGAUUAUAACAGGCGAUCACAUACAGACAGUCUCUCAGUCACAUCUGGACCAGGUUCCUACAGGUCUA
This is a messenger RNA of Megalops cyprinoides (Indo-Pacific tarpon), 2078 nucleotides long. It is a transcript of the gene pth1r, whose product is annotated as parathyroid hormone 1 receptor. Gene Ontology annotation, molecular function: parathyroid hormone receptor activity; G protein-coupled peptide receptor activity; peptide hormone binding. NCBI's taxonomy places the organism in Eukaryota, Metazoa, Chordata, Actinopteri, Elopiformes, Megalopidae. Gene Ontology annotation, biological process: cell surface receptor signaling pathway; adenylate cyclase-activating G protein-coupled receptor signaling pathway; intracellular calcium ion homeostasis. The record is from RefSeq and is a predicted model, not a curated record. Bases 1 to 1815 code for a protein of 604 amino acids. The transcript has 14 exons. Gene Ontology annotation, cellular component: plasma membrane.